Molecule: messenger RNA, 1691 nt
Organism: Melanotaenia boesemani (Boeseman's rainbowfish)
Lineage: Eukaryota; Metazoa; Chordata; Actinopteri; Atheriniformes; Melanotaeniidae
Gene: lbx1b
Product: ladybird homeobox 1b
Exons: 2
Coding region: 1-813 (270 amino acids)
Biological process (GO): regulation of DNA-templated transcription
Molecular function (GO): DNA binding; DNA-binding transcription factor activity, RNA polymerase II-specific
Source: RefSeq, a predicted model, not a curated record
AUGAUGACAUCCAAAGAAGUCAAAUGUGAUGCAGUGGAAAACAGGAGGCGAAGUCCGCUGGACCACUUGCCUCCUCCUGCCAACUCCAACAAGCCGCUGACCCCCUUCAGCAUCGAGGACAUCUUGAACAAACCGUCUGUAAAACGAAGUUACACGAUUUGCGGCACAGCUCAUCUAAUUUCGUCCUCUGAGAAGCACCGUCCGUCGAGCAUCCCUCUUUCCAGCCGAGCUCUCCUCACUCAGACCUCCCCGCUCUGCGCGCUGGAGGAGUUGGCCAGCAAGACUUUCAAAGGGCUGGAAGUCAGUGUUUUACAGGCUGCGGAAGGCCGUGAUGGGAUGACCCUGUUCGGUCAGAGAACCACCCCGAAGAAGCGUCGGAAGUCUCGGACAGCGUUCACCAAUCACCAAAUCUACGAAUUGGAAAAGCGCUUCCUGUAUCAGAAGUACCUGUCCCCGGCAGACCGGGACCAGAUUGCACAGCAGCUGGGCCUGACGAACGCGCAGGUCAUCACAUGGUUUCAGAACCGGAGGGCAAAGCUAAAACGGGACCUGGAGGAGAUGAAAGCCGACGUGGAGUCGGCUAAGGCCAUCGGCCAGGUCCCACUGGACAAGCUCGCCAAACUGGCGGACUUAGAGAAAUGCGCCAACGGCACGCUGAGCCACCCGCGAACCGAGUCCCCUGCGCGGGGAGGCCAGCAGGAGCACGAGCUCGCUCAGAAACUGCGGACAUCGCCGCUGUCUCCCUUCUCAGACCACACAACUAGUAAAGAGUGCUCAGAGGACGAGGACGUGGAGAUUGAUGUGGAUGACUGAUGGCGCAGCGAGGAGCUAGAUGGUCUAGAGACGCGCAGAGACAAUAAAAAAACACAAAAGAUCCUACCGAGGACUUGUAAACUUACUGCUUAUAUUGUAUACCAUAUCUCGGAACAUGUACCAAAAUGUAACGACUUUUAUAUCGGCACAGAUCGACUUAUUCAUAGUGAAGCAUGAACGCAGAAGAAGAAAUAUGCAGCGAUAUUUUACGGUGUAUUCAUUAGCAGACUCUUACUUCUUUCGGUCAAAGCAAUAUGGUCUAAAAACAACAUGAGUAACGGAUUAUUAUUAUUAUCAUUAUUAUUAUUAUUAUUUUACACUAUAUACCAACGAACACAGCACACAGUUACAUUUUAAACGCAUACACGCGCAUACACACACCUGUCCUAUUAUAAGGCCUAUCCCCACACACACCAUAACGAAAGUGCUCUGGUUUUCCAUACUGUUUGCAUGAAAAUGCAUGAUUUGAUUUGUGAUCACUAUCUAUUUAUUUUCUUUUUUUAUAUUAUUUAAAUGUUUUCAUUUUGUAUUUCCUGUGAGCCAAAUCUCCCCUCACUGCCGGAUCUCCUUCUCCUCCUCAUCGUCCUUUGGCUGCGGCUCUUCAGACUUCAGCGCUCGAUGACAACAGGAGAUGAAAAACUCGGACGACCUCUCUCUCUCUCUCUCUCUCUCUCUCUCUCUCUCUCUCUCUCUCUCGCUCUCUCUCCCAACCACUUCACUCUCACAAUUAGGCGUUUUAAUGGGAAUGCUCCAACGAUGCCGAAAUGCAGCAGUUCAUAUUGCGGUGAUUUUGAGAGGCUAUAUAGGCUACUUUUUAGAUUAUUUGUUUGGAUACAAUAGAUUUACAGUUAUAAAUUUGUUAUGUUUUGUACACCUGU